AUGUCUGAUGCUACAGAGCAACCGAAGGAGCGUUUCGCCCCAAAGCAAGCUGUGGCACUGAACCCACCAAAAGAUGACAUCAUCGAUCGCGAAUAUCUUGCCAAAUGCGAUGGUACAAGAGAAGGAUUUCCUACUCUGGUGGCCAUCAAAGGCGAUGUCUUCGAUGUGAGCGGCAAAGAGACCUACGCGCCUGGCAAAGGAUAUCAUGUUUUUGCGGGCAAGGAACCGAACCGCGCCCUUGGACUUUCCUCUUUGAAGCCAGAAGACUGUAUAUCUGACUACUCUGCACUCUCUGAUAAAGAGAAGCAGGUCUUGAACGACUGGCACACGUUCUUUAGCAAGAGGUAUAACAUAGUGGGUAGACUGCAGCCAGAGAGUGGCGCAAAUCUUUAG
Molecule: messenger RNA, 393 nt
Organism: Plenodomus lingam JN3
Lineage: Eukaryota; Fungi; Ascomycota; Dothideomycetes; Pleosporales; Leptosphaeriaceae
Cellular component (GO): endoplasmic reticulum; membrane; endomembrane system
Source: RefSeq, a predicted model, not a curated record